Molecule: messenger RNA, 1785 nt
Organism: Oncorhynchus tshawytscha (Chinook salmon)
Lineage: Eukaryota; Metazoa; Chordata; Actinopteri; Salmoniformes; Salmonidae
Product: ADP-ribosylation factor-like protein 5B
Exons: 6
Coding region: 406-945 (179 amino acids)
Biological process (GO): vesicle-mediated transport; intracellular protein transport; protein localization to Golgi membrane
Cellular component (GO): cytoplasm; trans-Golgi network
Molecular function (GO): GTPase activity; GTP binding
Source: RefSeq, a predicted model, not a curated record
GGCAUUCCUUUGCCCAGCCUUUUUCCGUGACUCGCUCCAGUCACCCCCCGAAAAUCUAGCUAGCGAAGUAAAAGAAUGCAUUGCCUAUUUUGAUCUCAGAAUCAAUUUGGUAUCGAUAGACAACACAUGGGCACAUAUCUAGUUUUGUUUGUGUCGAUGAACGUUAAAAAAAUAAUUUUCUAGACUGUGCUACCUAAUGUUUUCCAGGUAGCUGGGCUUAAAAGUAACGAAGCACAGCACAGGGUUAGUUAUCAGUACAGUAAUUUAGCUAGCUAACGUUAGCUCGAAUUGUGGGGUGCCUAUUGUGUUAGCUAGCCAGCUAACUUUAACGGCUUUUCUGAUUUGCUCUUGUUGGAAAUAUUUUCAUACUUCUUUGAGUUGCCUUCAUUCUCAUCACCGGUGGAUAUGGGACUACUUUUUACCAAGCUGAUGACUGUCUUCGGAGACAGAGAACACAAAGUGAUCAUAGUGGGCCUGGACAAUGCUGGGAAGACCACUAUCCUCUACCAAUUCCUUACCAAAGAGGCGGUCCACACCUCCCCCACCAUUGGCAGUAACGUAGAGGAGAUCUCUGUACGCAAGACCCGCUUCCUGGUGUGGGACGUCGGAGGCCAGGAAAGCCUGAGAGCCAGCUGGAACUCCUACUACUGCAACACAGAGAUUGUUAUUCUGGUUGUGGACAGCACAGACCGUGAGCGCCUAACUCUGAACAAAGAUGAACUUCACCGCAUGCUUGAACAUGAGGACCUACAGAAUGCUGCGAUUCUAGUUCUGGCCAACAAGCAGGACAUGAAGGACUCUAUGACAGUGGCAGAGAUCUCCCAGUGCCUCACCCUCAGCUCCAUUACAGCCCACUCCUGGCAUGUACAGGCCUGCUGUGCCCUCACAGGGGAGGGACUACCUGCCAGUCUGGACUGGAUGAGGUCUCGUGUCCUGGCCAGUUAGAACUCCUUCCGUGGGCUCAUCCCAAUUGGAACCAGGACAGCUAUCCUUUGACCCAACAAACACAACCUCAUAGACAUUGCAGCUGAAGCCACAGUGCCCAGAUCAGGACCUCCACUAUCUGUUGUGACGCUGCCCCUCUGAGCCCCAGGGCUGGCCCCAGACCUGCCCUGUCACCCGCAUGCCUUACCCAGGCCUUACUGUGUCUGCAAGGGCUGACCAGGGUCCAGAUCGGCAUCGCGAUAGAGGAGGCCUGGAGGAACCUGGCAGAACCUCAACUAGGCAUGCCAGGGUAUGCCAUUGUGCAUUAGCGUUAGCAUGGGUGCGUGUGUUAUAGUGUGUGAGACUCUGUUCUAGAUGCCCACCAUGUUUACAUAAGAAUCCUACCUGUCAUACCUGAUUCCAUGAGGGUGACACAGUAUGUCCCACAUAAGCUGAAUAGGGACCUAUCACAGUAUUUAAGCCUCCUGUCCUCAUGAACUCCACAGAGAUGGAAUGAGAGGUUGCAUUGGAUUUCUUUAACAUACAGUUUUGUACCUCUGACUUGAAGAAAGCCACAGUACACAUGUUAAGAGGCCAGACCGAAUGGGGAUCAGACUGGUGCUCAGCCUUCUAAGCUAUCAAUGCACAAAUUACUUGGAAGUAUUUAUAUCAAAGAAGGAAAAAGGUGGUUGCUUGACAGUGAAAAAUAGCAUCAUGAUUUCUGUUAAAAAAGCAAGAUGACAAACAAGUAUUGUCUGAUUUAAAACAGGUUAAUUAUGUGUAUUUUUUUAUACAUAUACAGUAUUUUACAGUGUAUAAAAUAUUUUUUGUACAAAUAAAUGUUAUUAUUGAUAAACUGGU